CUCUCUCUCUCUCUCUCUCUCUCCCCUCUGUUUCUCACCUCCCUUUCUACACACGCACACACAGUCACACACACGCACAGAGUCGAAUAAUCUAGGGUUUUGAAUUGGGUGUUAAUUUAGGGUUUUGAAAUUGGGUGUUAAUUCAUCUCCCCUUUCUGUUUUCCUCUAUCUCUUUUGUCUCCACCGCCUCUGCCACACCAUGCCAUUGCCCAUGUCCCACCGUAGACCCACCAAACCCACCCCACAGCCCACGAAACCAUACCAAAAUAGCCGAAUUAGCACUAAUUUUUAAUUUGUAAUUCUAUUUAAAUCAGAUCAGUGUGUGUUCUUUGUUAGAAGAGAAAGUUUGUUUCUUGGUGGACUGUUAAUCUACAGAGUUAAAAAUCAGUCCUUUACCCUUCUGGUUUCUAAAUGCUUCACAUACUUCCACCGACUUGGAGAUUUUAUUCACAUACUUCCACCGGUUUUUUCUGCUGUUGAAUGGGAGUUAAUUUUCCGGGAAAAUCAUGGCCAUGGGAAAGUCGUUCAAGGAUUCUCUUAAAGCUCUCGAAGCUGAUAUUCAGCUUGCCAAUACUCUAAGCUUGCUCGAUGGCAUGGUUCAUGAUCAUUGUUUCAGGGAUGCUUGUCUGGUUGGCCUCUCUCUGCAAAAUUCUUCAUGCAUCAUGGUCACCUUCUAAGGCAACAUUCUUAAAUAGCACUGGUGGAGCUCUUCAUAGGAAAAAUGUGUUGCUGGUUAUAUCCCAUCCUGAUGAUGAGUCUAUGUUCUUUAGUCCAACAAUUAAUUACUUGACUUCAAGGGGGCAUAAUCUUCACAUACUGUGCUUAUCAACCGGCAAUGCAGAUGGAAUGGGAAACAUUAGAAAAGAAGAGCUCUAUCUGGCUUCUGCAAUUCUCAAGGUUCCACUCCAACAAGUAAAGAUCCUGGACCAUACAGAUUUGCAGGACGGUUUUGGCAAAGUGUGGAACUGCAACUUAGUGGCAAGGAUCAUUGAAGAGGAAAUUCAUACUCGAGAAAUUGAAGUGGUCAUUACUUUCGAUAACUAUGGCGUUUCAGGUCAUUGCAAUCAUUGCGAUGUGAAUCGCGGGGUGCGGAGGCUCUUGCAUGAUACGUCACAGAUAAAUGUUGAAGCUUGGGAGCUUGUACGUAUUCUCUCCAUAGUCCUUUUAACAUGUUUUACAUGUGCAUGUCAAUGGCUUAGAUGUAUGUUGACAUGUUGUUGAACAAAUCAUGAGGUCUUGAACCACCCUUUCUUAAUCUUCUAACUAAAUGUCUCCAAAAAUUUACAGCACAGCAACCUUGUUUAUGCUGAACUGCCGGAUGACAUGUCUUCUUGUUUAAAUACUGUAGAUAAGUUAAAAAAUAAAUGAACUGGUUGGGAAAUUCUUACAUUGUGGUAUUUAGUUUUCAAACAAAAGGUGAAGAAUCUGAAGCGGAAUUUUUAGGUUCAUAUAAAAUUUAUCAUUAGCCUGAAUGCUAAAGUCAUGAAUAUUGUUUUCACAAUCCUCAGGUCAGUACUAACAUUUUACGCAAGUACAGUGGGCCAGUUGAUAUCUGGUUGUCCAUCUUGUAUGCCAUGCAUUAUCCAAAUGGGCAGCUUCAUUGCUUGCUAAACGAACAUCCCCGCAAAAGCUAUGUUGCAAUGGCACAACACACAAGCCAGUGGGUUUGGUUCCGGAAGCUUUUUGUAUCAUUUUCCAGUUACACUUACGUGAACACGCUUAGGAAGAUCAACAAGUAGUUGUCAGAAAAGGAUCUGCAAUCAAUGAUAGGAGUCGGGAUCUGGGAGAGCAGACACUGCAAUCAAUAGAGCUGCUGCAGUUGAAUAUAGGCAAUGAUCUUGACUAAGAAAGGUUGUCUAUAUUACAUCACUGACAACAAAAUAUAAGACUCUAAAUUGUUAUAAACUCGAGAUUUGUAUAGGACCAAGGUCUGUGAAUGCUGAGAUGACUAUUGUUUGCUAUGUAUACAUACUAUGUACAAUUCCUUUUUGAUGGCUUGAUACUUGAGAGCAAGUUUCUUCUCUCUGAUUUAGCUAAUAUGUCUGUACUCUGUCAAUUCUGCAGCGGUGUGUGUGUGAUUUCAGGCUUCGAGCUUAGCAAAAGAAGAUACUAUUUCAGAAUUAUUGUAUGUCAGGGUCUUGGGUUAAGGUUUUAGUUAUUGAUUUAUAACAUUUGUUCAUUCCAUGUCUUAACAGUUUUUGUGCAGAAUUGUAGUUUCAUCAACUCUCAAGUUAUCUACAUCUUUUAUAAAUUGUCAAGAUUGUUCUUCAAAGCGAUCCUCUCACACUCUUCAAUAUCCUAUCUUCUGUUCUUAAACUUCCUUUCGGAUAGAAUAUAGCAAGUUAAGACUCGGUUGCUGCGGUUAUUUC
Messenger RNA from Ilex paraguariensis (yerba mate), 2369 nucleotides. NCBI's taxonomy places the organism in Eukaryota, Viridiplantae, Streptophyta, Magnoliopsida, Aquifoliales, Aquifoliaceae. The record is from the annotation of a GenBank genome assembly.